Clarias gariepinus (North African catfish) is the source of this 3010-nucleotide messenger RNA. RefSeq names its product SRY-box transcription factor 11a (gene sox11a). Gene Ontology annotation, molecular function: DNA-binding transcription activator activity, RNA polymerase II-specific; RNA polymerase II cis-regulatory region sequence-specific DNA binding. The record is from RefSeq and is a predicted model, not a curated record. Lineage: Eukaryota; Metazoa; Chordata; Actinopteri; Siluriformes; Clariidae. Bases 105 to 1226 code for a protein of 373 amino acids. Gene Ontology annotation, biological process: anatomical structure morphogenesis; negative regulation of transcription by RNA polymerase II; neuron differentiation. The transcript has a single exon.
GCGUGCGUUAAAGCAGCGAGCGAGCAGACGCGCACAGGUGAAAUCAUUGUACAGAGACUCGGGCAGUGUGAGAGCAGAGGUGCUGCGAGGGAGAUAACAGAAGCAUGGUACAGCAGACAGAGAACUGCGAGACGGAGAGUUUGUCCAGAGAGGCGACCGACUCUGACGAAAGCGAGUUUAUGGCGUGCAGCCCGGUGCCCGGCUCCGAGAUGAACCCAGACUGGUGCAGGACAGCCACCGGCCACAUCAAGCGGCCCAUGAACGCGUUUAUGGUAUGGUCCAAAAUCGAGCGGCGAAAGAUCAUGGAGCAAUCGCCGGACAUGCACAACGCAGAGAUCUCCAAGCGCCUGGGCAAACGCUGGAAAAUGUUGAAGGACAGCGAGAAGAUCCCGUUCAUCCGCGAAGCCGAGCGGUUACGCUUAAAGCACAUGGCAGACUACCCUGACUACAAGUAUCGUCCGAAGAAAAAACCAAAGCUGGACAGUAAAUCGUCCAAAUCGGCCUUGUCUCCUGAGAAGUCGUGCGCAAAGGUGCCGAAAAGCGGCAAUAACAAGAAGUGUCCCAAACUGAAGACGAGCAAGUCUGGAAGCAAGUACGCAGAUGAUUACGCGUACAAGAGUGCCAAAGUGGCAAAAAUCGUGAAGAGUGAGUUCACGGAUGAUGAUGACGAUGACGACUACGAAUACGAGGAGGAGAGGACGCGGGCGCGCUUAAAGGACCUGGACGACGAGGAGCAGGCUCGCGCAUACGGUGCGGCUAAAGUUCCCGCCAGUCCCACGCUGAGCGCCGGCGCGGACACGGAGACCGCCAGCAUGUACGAAGACGCGACGCGGAGCUCAGCGCCACACAGCGCGCGCCUCUAUUACAACUUCAAGAACAUCACCAAGCAGAGCGCGCCGUGCGCCGCCGCCUCCUCCUCCUCCUCUUCCUCCUCUUCCCCGGGCUCGGCGCGCUCCGUGUCCACAUCGUCCAGUUCGAGCGACGAAUCGGACGACCUGCUGUUUGACUUUAGCCUCAAUCUAGCGGCGGCGUCGCAGUGCUCCGAGUCAGGUGGCCUCGCUUCAAAUCUCUCCCUCUCUUUAGUGGAUAAAGACUUGGACUCGUUCAGUGAAGGCAGCCUAGGCUCGCACUUUGAGUUUCCCGACUACUGCACACCCGAGCUGAGCGAAAUGAUCGCCGGCGACUGGCUCGAGAAAAACUUUUCCGACCUGGUGUUUACGUACUAAAACUGUAAUUAAGAUGGAGUGGAGAAAGAAAGAGAGAGAAAAAAAAACAAACCCGACGUGUCAUGUACACGUUUGUUUGUUGUGAUCCUCCAUCACCUGAUGGGUGUUAGCCUGCUUAGCAGUUUGGGGGAAAGGCGAGGAGGAGGAGGAGGAGGGUCGGAGGAGUAGAUGCGUAUGAAGAAGGGUACUUUAGGCAAAGAAAGGAAGUAAAAGACAGAAGAAAACGUAAAUAAAAACAUACUUUUUUUCUGGCAGCAUGACAGGGUUUUUUCUGUAGGUCUACAAUAUAUUGAUCGACUACAGUCGGGUCGCAAUGGGGAAAAAUCUGAGAACUUCUAUGCAUCUUUAACCCUCUUUAUAACUGCAGGGAGAUGAACACAUUAAGACUGUGGACUGACGCGAAGCGAAUCUGUGAACUUUUUUUUCCCACUGUUCAUUCAGGACGCCAACUUAAGAAAAACACGGUCGUUUCUGUUCUUUCUGAAAAGGUCUUCUUUUUGCGUUUUUAUACCCGAUUCUCGUUUACUUACCGGUGUGAACCUUAAAGCAGCCUAUUUUAAUCCUCUCUGGAGUCACAGGUGGCGGAGGACUCGUUUUGAUACAUAAACAGACCUCAUGUUUUUAAAAGAAAGCAAACUAUUUUCAGGCGUAUUUUUGUACAGUGCAAAAGAAAAAAAAACAUAAGGGAAUGUUCUUUACCGCGCUCAGUGAGUUUCAGGCACUUCUUUCCCACAUCAGUUUGUCUGAGCAUGCAAAAGCGAGUCCCAGAUCAAUUCAGACUCGACUCAGCAAUGCCUUGUGAUUUGCAGCUUUGUUUAUUUGUUUAGUUUUCUUUUUGUUUCUUUUUUUUUGUACAGUUGUAGAUCAGAUUUGUCCAGUAUUUGUAGAACAUAAUGGCAUUUGUGAGGGAGAGAGUGAGUAAGAAAGAGUGAGAAAGUGAUGUACCUCCAUGCUGGUACUAGUUUCCAGAUUGUAUAUGUACUGUAAAAUAGUCAAAGUUAGGAGUUUAUGUAUAUCAUACUCGUGAUAUGUGGAUGGGUCCCAAAUCGCAGGUGUGAAACUGGAUUUUUUUUUUUAUAUAAUAAUAAUUAUUAUUAUUAUUUGUUAUGGCACAUACUGUUUCCCCUUCAUUUUUUUUGUUUUGUUUGUGCAAUAUAUUUACUUGUAAAUGCAGACCAUCUACAUUUUUAUAGUAGCAAAUGGUGGCCAGGCAGACAUGUGGGCUGUGAACAAUAUGAUCUGUCACCAUGCUGAAGUCUGUCUUUAUAGUGAUAAGGAAAGUAAUCAGCUGGAACUGAUGGAAAAGAAAUUGAAAAUGACCACGUGACACAAUACAUUACUGUGGAGAAAAAAGUAAAUAAAAUCAGUAUACCUCUAAAAACAUUUGAUUUACUACAAGAUGUCUAUAAAAAAUGGCCCCUUUUAAAACAAUAAUAAAUAAAAAAGAAAAUUGGCAGGUAUUGAUUGUAGGUGAGCUGGCUAAAAAAAAGUCAAGCAAGCAAAAGAAAAAAAAAGUACAUUCCAUAUCCUUGUUUCAUAUGAUGGAACGUUUUAUGUUCAACGUAAGACUGCCUUCUUUUCUAAACGCAACCAUAGACAUGUAUUUUUUUGGUUUCUUGCACUUAAGCAGAUUUUGUUUAUUUGAUGUGGGUCUUACAUGAAGUCUGUUUUUUAUAUGUGUUUGGGAAUGUGAAAACUGGGAGAAGUGGUGACGCAUUGAGCAGCAGUUGCCUCACAUUCCAAGUGUGAAUCUCUUUGACUCAUGUUUUAAUAAAUAAAUAUCU